Tupaia belangeri chinensis (Chinese tree shrew) is the source of this 1853-nucleotide messenger RNA. RefSeq lists its product as uncharacterized. The record is from RefSeq and is a predicted model, not a curated record. The coding region runs from base 1126 to 1785 and encodes 219 amino acids. The transcript is spliced from 2 exons. Lineage: Eukaryota; Metazoa; Chordata; Mammalia; Scandentia; Tupaiidae.
CUGGAUGGGGAUCGAGGCAAAGGCGGGCAGCUUCUUCCCGAAGACCACCUGACAGAGGCGGGAGCGAGAGCUGAGCAAGGCUGCAGGACACCCACAGCCACCAGGAUGACCACCAGGGGUUGCAAGGAUGCUCGCGCCCCCUGAGCAGUGAGCAGGUAUCUUGCACCAGGGUCCCCACUGUGGAGGCCCCAGUGGGCAGCAGCCACUGGCAUCUGGGGCUGGCCCAGGCCUCUCCUCACCCCUGUCCCACCUGCCUGAGACUGCCAGGGCCUCUCUACCAGCCCCCACCCAGAGGAGGGCGGGAAAGGGCACCAGGACUUAUCACAGAGAGCUGAGCCCGGACGGCUCCCACAGGGUGGGGAGACACGCUCCCACGGCGGCAGUAAAGGGAGGCCUCAGUGAGAAGGCCUGGCCGCUCGCUACCCAACACCCCUCCUGUGUGCCCAUGACGCCAAGGCGUGGGAGGCUCGCCCACAGGCCUGCAUCCGCCCCAGCUGCUCACCGCCUCCCUCCCUGGGCUGUCUUGGUUGUGCUGGUGGAGACCCAAGGCAGGGCCUGUGUCUCGGGGGUCUCCAGCACCCUGGAGCACGGCUGCAGAGGGCCCCUCUCCUGUCCCUUUCCACGAGGGCCAGGGGCAAAGCCCACAGGCCUGCUGGGCCCCACCAGACCCUGGCACUGGAGGAUGGCAGCUAACCAGACUCCGUCCCAGCCCAGGCCCUUACAGGCUCAGCACCCCCUUUUCUUCAUGAGGACUCGGCCUGUCAGCCUCCCCCUCUCCAUUCCCUCCCCACUCUCCCGAGGCUGCCCAAGCCCAGCUCAGAGUCCUUAGAGGGCUCUGAGGCCACAGCAGCACGUCCUGGGGGCCCUGCUUGCCUUGGGAAAGGUCACAUCAAGGUCAGCCCUGAGAUGCUUAGGUUAAACCGAGGACGUCUGGGACCAGAACAGCCAUGAACUUGGGACAGCACAGAAGUGCCUAGAAGAGCGAGCGCCGAGCACUGUCCCGGGCAGCAAGUAGUUAAGGCUGACCCCGCACACGUGGGGCCCAGGACGCCUGCUACAGUGGGCUCCCUGCAGGUCUGCAAGCAGGAAUCUUGGCUCUACGCCAGAGGCCACUCUCAGCGUCACAUGGGUUUCCCCACAUGGUUGUCCCCACACUACGCGUCCCUGGUGGCUCCACCCAGGCUGUGGAGAAGGCCCUCAGGUCUCGUCCUGGCUUCUCCUCCUGUGAUCUGCCCUCCGGCCCAGACCCCCGUGGUGUGUGCUCUGAGCCCCUCAGGAUGUGACUGGGACACAGCUCCGGGGGCUCAAAGCACCAAUAAGCCUCACUCCCCUGCAGCUCCUCUGGGCCCCGGGGCCAGCAUCUGCUUGCAGAGCCACAGAGCAGCAACUGCCCAGCCCCGCAGACCUGGCAGGAGCAGCUUCCUUCCCCACAGGGAGCCUGGGCCUAAGACCCCCAUCGUCGCCUCCCCCGGGACAGCUGCAGGGAGGAACAGCCCUCUGGCUGGCCACAGCGGCCUCCUGCAGCACUCAGGCCUCCGGCAUGUCGUGAGCCCACAAGAUCCCUCUGGUAGUGCUGGGGGGACAGAAGCCGAGGGAGCCUUGCCCUGGUGGGGGGCUCUGCCUGUCACCGCCACCCAACAAAUGAGAACGCCGGUCUCCGGAUCAGCUCGGGGUCACCCAGAAGAGCCCCAAAGCACAGUCAGGCUGGAAAUGCCGACUUUGAACCUCUGCUUCCUGGACGGACUGCCUCUGGGGCUGCCCCUGGAAAACGAGCUUCCGACCUGACCAUGCUCCUGUGUGGCCUGUCCGGCCGGAAGUCCCGGGGCUCGGUCCGAACAGCGCGGGCACCCCGC